AUGGUCCUUCCAUCGGUGCUGACGCAAUUAUCAGCAUCUCUUAAUUACAACACGACGACCAAGUCAGCAUGGGGCUCGCUUCUUGGCGUACAAGAGGGAACAGAAUCUCCCCCCAGCCGUUUCGAGCGUUUCUCGGCGAUCAAGCCAGUUUCCCGGAUCGAUGCGGUUCAGACUUCAGCAAAAUGGCAUUCCGUGCUGGAGACGCCUAAUCAAAUGUUCCGAGCACAGUAUUUUCAUGGAACCAUGCGUCCAGAUGCUAAGCGCCUCUACGACACCUACUUAGCUUGGAAACAGUCCGUCUCCAAGUUGUCGGACGUCGAGGGGCUCUACCCUACGUUUGUCAUGAACAUCAUGCCCAAGAGCGCGCAAUCUGUGGCUAGGCAUAAUGGAAUCGGAAACAUUUGGGGCUUGGAUGAUAAGGAGUCCUUUGUCGGUACGUUCCCCCUUUUACAUCCUAUGCUUCCACGCACCACAUUUACACGGUCAGAGUUUGGCAAGCCUCUACUGGCUGGGCUCGUCCCGAAGAUGAUAUCCGAGAUGGGUUUGGCCAGUGACUUCAUCUAUAUGGGCGAUGCAUCCGAGACUCAGAAUCCCUGGCUUGGAAUUCCCUUCAAGAAUGUUGAGAAACUCAGACAGAUCCGAGCAAAGUAUGAUCCUGAGGGUGUCUUUGCCAUUCUUAAUUGGGGUGGAUACAAGCUGGGACACUGA
Messenger RNA from Colletotrichum godetiae, 708 nucleotides. RefSeq lists its product as uncharacterized. The coding region runs from base 1 to 708 and encodes 235 amino acids. The record is from RefSeq and is a predicted model, not a curated record. NCBI's taxonomy places the organism in Eukaryota, Fungi, Ascomycota, Sordariomycetes, Glomerellales, Glomerellaceae. The transcript is spliced from 3 exons.